UAGUAGUGCCACACCAGCACAAUAAAAAAGGAUAAUUAAGCUCAAACUCUAAAAUUAAUAAACUUUUGACGUUUUUUAGGUACACAACAUUCACCAUAAAUCUUUACAGUGAAUAAAUAAUAUCGCCUUUAUACUGUAUGAGUCUACUACACUGAAAAUGGCAGAUGAUGAGCAGGAUCCUAAAGAAUACCGGUGGGAGACAGGUUAUGAGAAAACAUGGGAGGCUAUCAAAGAAGAUGAAGAUGGUCUUGUGGAGGGUCUGGUGGCAGAGUUUGCUCAAAAGGCUGCACGGAAGGCGGUCGUGCCUCGCCGUGGACCCAUACGUCUUGGCAUGAUGAGACAUUUACUUGUUGCUAUAGACUGCUCUGAGGCUAUGACCUCACAGGAUUUGAAGCCAAUGAGAUUUCUUUGCACUUUGAAGUUGCUGGAGAAAUUCGUUGAAGAGUUUUUUGAUCAAAACCCACUAAGUCAGCUGGGCAUCAUAGCUAUGAAAAACAAAAGAGCAGAGAAGGUGACAGAGCUGUCUGGAAAUGUUAGGAAACAUAUAAAAGCUGUACAAGGUUUGUCAAACCUAACUUUGACUGGAGAGCCGUCUUUACAAAACACUCUUGAAUUGGCAGGCAGGAUACUCAGGCCUCUGCCCGGCCAUGCCUCCCGGGAACUUCUUGUGCUAUUUGCUUCUCUCACUACUUGUGAUCCUAGUGAUAUUAAUACUACUAUACAGACUCUCAAAACAGAUGGGAUAAGAUGUUCUGUGAUUGGUCUAGCAGCUGAAGUACGAAUUUGUAAGAAAUUAUGUCAGGACACUGGUGGCGAAUAUGGGGUGGUUUUAGAUGAUGUCCAUUACCGAUCAUUGCUGUUAGAACAAACAUCGCCGCCGGCUCGAGCGCGGGCCCUCGACGCGGGGCUGGUCAAGAUGGGGUUCCCCUAUACGCCGCCCCCGGAACAACCCGAUGCAGACCCGCCCAUCACUGUGUGCAUGUGCCACGUGGAGGAGGGCGAGGGCGUGGGCGGCGAGGGCCACCUGUGCCCGCAGUGCCGCAGCAAGUACUGCUCGCUGCCCGCGCAGUGCCGCACCUGCGGGCUGACGCUCGCUUCCGCGCCGCAUCUUGCCAGAUCAUAUCACCAUCUAUUUCCUGUGGAGCCGUAUGAAGAGUUGACUAAUGAGGGUCAGGCACAGUAUUGUUUCUCCUGUUUGAGAUCAUUCACUGAUUUAGAUAAACAGAUAUACCGUUGCAGUCGCUGCAUUGAACACUACUGCUGGGAGUGUGAGAGCGUGAUAUCCAGUACACUGCACGUGUGCCCGGGCUGCGCUUCCCGGCCUCACCUCUACCAGCGCUUACCAGAGACCUCGUGACGUUUGGGAAGCAAAGUAAAGCAUUGAUAUUAUAUCAAAUAUGUUUGAAUCAAUCAUUUUAAAAACCAUCUAAGUCACAUUUUAACUUUUGCAAUUUGCAGUCAAAUUAUGUUUCAAUUAUAAACCCACCUAUAGUUCGCGACAGGUCGUCGUGGCAAUCGAGGUGGGGACGCCCCGGACACCCGCACUAAUCAGGUGCAGGAUAGCGCGGGUGACGUGGCGACCCGUUAAUUUAGAUUUUAGGCUUUAGUUCUGGGCUGGAUGAAAAGUAUUUGAAAACAAUUUAAAAAAAUCAUUAAUUUUCCACGUUUUAAUGAUUAUACAUUAUUGUUAAAUAAUAAUAAAAGAUGAUUGGUAAAUGAAACAGAAAAUAUCAUU
This is a messenger RNA of Maniola jurtina (meadow brown), 1735 nucleotides long. It is a transcript of the gene Ssl1, whose product is annotated as general transcription factor IIH subunit 2. Gene Ontology annotation, biological process: regulation of transcription by RNA polymerase II; nucleotide-excision repair; DNA-templated transcription. Lineage: Eukaryota; Metazoa; Arthropoda; Insecta; Lepidoptera; Nymphalidae. The transcript has 10 exons. The coding region runs from base 158 to 1357 and encodes 399 amino acids. Gene Ontology annotation, cellular component: transcription factor TFIIH core complex; transcription factor TFIIH holo complex. The record is from RefSeq and is a predicted model, not a curated record. Gene Ontology annotation, molecular function: zinc ion binding.